UGAAGUGAAUAGGUGGGAGAGAAGCAGUUGUGAACAUGGAUAUAAGUGGAUGAGUUUUGCGCCUAAGAUCACUACAGCUUGCUAAUAAGGAAAAGGAAGAGGGACUUUCAAAUUUUAACUGACUCAGCCUGGAUCAAAGAUCAGUAGAGCUACACAUGAAGUAUUAUUCCUGAUUAUUAGCCUGCUGGUUCAGAGUUUUAUUUCUGUUGUCACAACAAGUUUUUCCAGUGAUAUUCUUCUACACCAUCUACAAAAAAGGGGAAAAUUCUAAACCUAUCAAAGAGAGCAGCACCACCUGCAUUUGGUGUUUUGGAUAGUGUAUUAACAGUCACAGAAAAUGGAGAAGCAUGUCAUCUUUGCUUUAGUAGUCCUGGUCCUGGCCAUUGUGGUUCCCAGUAUGAUCUUAGCAGCACCGACUUUCCUAGACACUAUCUUGGAUCCCGACAGAGAUGAUGGCGUUGAUCAGGCCUUUGAUCCACCAGCACUACAGCCCCUUCACGACACGGACGUCAGCCCAUUCAACAGCAACGACCAAGGAUACGGACUGAGUCAGCAUCUCCGUGACAGGAGGACAUCUAGGUUGAGCAACAAGCAAUGCAUGAAUACCUGCUGGUUCUGUAUAAGUACGUUCAGGAAAGACAUUAUCCAGCUUGGGGAAUGCCUCGCUGGCUGUACGAACAAAAGGCUUACAAACCCCCUCGAGACACAGGCAUGGAGCAAGUGUGCGAAAUACUCUCAUUUCUAAUAAAUGAAAAGACUCUAUUGGUGAAACAACCCAGACCUAUAGCAGCCGCUUAAAUAUGUGCCAUCAAAAUUGUUAUAUUUACUUUGCUAGGGACCCACAACAAUUUCAAAUAGCAUUGUUGCGAGCAGGUAACACAAGUGAUUGAAAUAUAAGAAAUUCUAAACCCCUGAUUAUCUUUUACCAUAAAUCAUUGCUUUCAUCAGAAAGUUCCUAGAAGAAAACUAUUUCUGUGACAAUAGCAUCUCUAUACAGAUAAUCAAUUAUGUGAAUUAUGAAAACCACUCCAAAAACUUGUGCUGUAAUGUGUGCUAAUAUCUUUGGGCUGGAUCCACAGGAGACUGUUUAAAGAGUAGUUAAAUUUGAAGAAAAAUGAUAUUCAUAUGCUCUUCUGCUCCUCAUUUUAUUUUCUCAAAGAUCCAUUAACGAUUGAAAAGUCUAUGCGCAAGACAUGACAGAGCUUCACAACAAAUACAUGAUGAAAUUAUUCAUUCCAAAUGAUACGCUUCCCAGUAGAAAUUGUAAAAACUACCAUUUUAUUUAUUCAUAAUUUACAUCUUAAUAUUCUGAAAAAACAAUAUUCCAAAUGAAAUGAAAAUAUUGGCUAUUCAUAAAAUAAGUAUCAUUGUUUUUUUUAAAUUGUAUAUAUGCCUUUUGACAUUCACCCCUAGAGCUGCAUAAACUAGAAACAAGUACCUUGAAUUGACAUAAAAAUAUAUGAUAAUAUAAAUUAUUAUUAUUGAUAUGAUAAUGCUUUUAUUUGUCAAUGAAAUGACAAUAAAAUGAAGUGUUACCUUAGGUAUAAUGAAAAUAGUAUUCAGUUUUGAUAUAUUUCCAUGUUUUCUUUACUGCAAAAAUUUAUGCAUCCCCCAAACCUUCCACCGUUGGGAUUUUCCCUUCCUGUUUCAUGAUAAACGAUAAACCAGAGACAGGGUAUCCCCCCAAAAACAAUCAAGUCAAAUGUUGUAGUAUUGCUACCACCUAACCCAUGUUUCCUUUGCCAUAAGAUGGGUUGAGCAAUUAUCUUAAAUGCUUUACCAAUAUCUGCUUCACAGUGCAGUAUAGCUGUAUAGAAAUGAAUGAAGAUAUAUCUAUUUAUUAUUGUAUAUAGUGUAAAGAUGUGAACUCUUAGUUUGUAUUUUUAUUUGUCCUUUGAAGUCAUGGAAGUGUUUUCUGCAAAUUGAAUGGUUCUAAUGUCUGUGUACCCUCCAAAAUAUCCAAACAGACAUAUAUAUGCAUACUGCAAAGUCAGUAAAUCCUCUAACAAUAUAUUUUUUCAAUCUUAUGGGGAGUCCCUUGCCUAUAUUACUGUACACAUGCUUAAAUCCCUCCUAAAAGAAGUAUUGACCCUUUUGAAAUAUUGGUAUUUUUGUGUGCUUUUUAAAGUACAAUUUGUAAACCUUGUGGUUUAUUAUUAACCCUUUGAAUAUACACCUCUUCUGAAAUGGGCACUUCCAUAUCUUGCAAAUUCUAGAUUAAGUAAAGGAAAAUAUUCUCUAAACAUCAGUGGAAAAGAGAGCCCCCUUUUUAUUAAUUCCUUUUCCUUUUUGACAUAAAUACACGGCAUAUGUAUUUUCAUGUGUACAGCAACAUAGAUGAGUUACCCAGGACUUUCAAUGACUUUGUGUAGUACUAGUGGUAGAAUUAUGAAUUCAUACGCCACAUGCAUGUUAUUCAGAAGAUUCUAUGACAAAUUUUGGAUAAAAGCUGUAUUCAAGAUUUUAAAACAAUGAAAUUGCACACA
This is a messenger RNA of Lytechinus variegatus (green sea urchin), 2486 nucleotides long. RefSeq lists its product as uncharacterized. Lineage: Eukaryota; Metazoa; Echinodermata; Echinoidea; Temnopleuroida; Toxopneustidae. Bases 338 to 745 code for a protein of 135 amino acids. The transcript is spliced from 2 exons. The record is from RefSeq and is a predicted model, not a curated record.